Camarhynchus parvulus is the source of this 10602-nucleotide messenger RNA. It is a transcript of the gene MUC2, whose product is annotated as mucin 2, oligomeric mucus/gel-forming. The transcript has 64 exons. Gene Ontology annotation, molecular function: protein binding. The record is from RefSeq and is a predicted model, not a curated record. Gene Ontology annotation, cellular component: extracellular matrix. NCBI's taxonomy places the organism in Eukaryota, Metazoa, Chordata, Aves, Passeriformes, Thraupidae. The coding region runs from base 1 to 10602 and encodes 3533 amino acids.
AUGGGUCUAAGAGCGGCCAGCCUCUUCCUCCUCUGGCUGGCUCUUUCCUCUGCUAGUGAAAUAAAAAAAGGAAGGACAAGAAGCCAUGGCCACUAUGUCUGCAGCACUUGGGGAAACAACCAUUUCAAGACUUUUGAUGGAGACAUCUACCAAUUCCCUGGCCUUUGCGAGUACAAUUUUGUUUCCGACUGCCGAGAGGCUUACAAGGAAUUCUCUGUCCACAUCCAGCGUGCUCUCAACAGCAAUAGCCAUCCUGAGAUCCAGUAUAUUCUGGUGAAAAUCAAGGAUAUAACAGUCUACCUCAAACCCAACCUGGUUGUGGUGGAUGGGCGAAUUGUGAAGACACCUUACUACGCCUCUGGUGUCCUCAUUGAGAGCAAUGAAAUUUACACCAAGAUUUAUGCCAAAUUAGGCAUGGUUCUGAUGUGGAACCAGCAGGAUGCCCUGAUGGUGGAGCUGGACAGCAAAUUUAAUAACCAUACCUGUGGUCUCUGUGGGGAUUACAAUGGCAUUCAAAUCUACAAUGAGUUCAUCAAGGGAGAUACAAGCUACAACUCAAUUACAUAUGGGAAUAUGCAGAAGAUCAGCAAACCAAAUUCCAAAUGUGAAGAUCCAGAUGAAACUCAGGCUCUUCCAAGCUGUAAUGAGCAUCGUGACGAGUGUCAGAGGUUGCUGACUUCCCCUGCAUUUGCUGAUUGUCGGCUGCGUCUUAAUUUGGAAAUGUACAUCCAAGCCUGCAUGCAGGACAAGUGUGCCUGCAAUGGGAAGGACGACUCCUUCUGCCUCUGCAGCACCAUCUCUGAGUAUUCCCGCCAGUGCUCGCACGCAGGCGGCCGCCCGGGAGAAUGGAGGACACAGAGCUUCUGCCCCAAGACCUGUCCUGCUACCAUGGUCUAUAGCGAAAGCAGCUCACCCUGCAUGGAUACUUGCUCACACUUGCAGAUCAGCAGCCUUUGUGAGGAGCACUACAUGGAUGGCUGUUUCUGCCCUGAAGGAACUGUGUAUGAUGAUAUCAGUGAAAAAGGCUGCAUCCCUGUUAGCCAAUGCUACUGCAAACUUCGUGGAAAGACUUAUGCGCCUGGAGAAAGCAUUUCCAAAGAAUGUGAAGAAUGCACCUGUAAUUCAGGCAGAUGGACCUGCAAAGAUCUACCCUGCCCAGGCACAUGCUCAGUGGAAGGAGGUUCCCAUUUUACCACCUUUGAUGGGAAGAAAUACACCUUCCAUGGAGACUGCUACUAUGUGUUGGCCAAGGGUACUGCAAAUGAGAGUUAUGCUCUCCUGGCAGAACUGGCUCCCUGUGGCUCCACAGACAAACAGACCUGCUUGAAGACUGUUGUGCUGUUAGUGGAUAACAAAAAGAAUGUGGUAGUUUUCAGAUCAGAUGGCAGCGUGCUCCUGAAUGAGAUGACAGUGAAUGUGCCUCAUGUGUCAACCAGCUUCUCAGUAUUCAAGCCAUCUUCCAACUACUUUGUUGUACAAACUCCUUUUGGGCUUCAGAUGCAGAUCCAGCUGUUUCGAGUCAUGCAGCUGUUUGUGACUGUGGAUCAAUCAGUUAAAGGAAAACUUCAAGGUCUUUGUGGAAACUUCAAUGGAAUGGAAGGUGAUGACUUUAGAACAACCAGUGGGCUGAUUGAGGCUACAGGAUCUGCCUUUGCUAACACAUGGAAAGCUCAGUCCACCUGCACAGACCAGGUAGAAAAGCUGGAAGACCCCUGCAGUCUCAGCAUUGAAAGUGCAAAUUAUGCUGAGCAUUGGUGCUCUUUGCUGAGAAACACAAAGGGUCCUUUUGCAAGAUGUCACAUAGCUAUUGAUCCUUCAGAAUACUAUAAGAAAUGUAAAUAUGACACCUGCCUCUGUGAAGACAAUGAAGAAUGUUUGUGUGCUGCCCUGUCCUCUUACUCAAGAGCCUGUGCUUUCAAAGGGAUCAUACUGGGAGACUGGAGAAAGAGUGUUUGCAGUAAUGAAGCAUCUUCUUGUCCAGGAAAUCAAGUCUUCCUUUACAACCUUACAAUGUGCCAGCAAACCUGUCGCUCCCUUGCUGAUGGUGAAAAGUAUUGCUUGCAAGACUUUGCUCCUGUGGAUGGCUGUGGCUGCCCAACCAAUACAUACUUGGAUAACCAGGAUAACUGUGUGCCCAUCUCCCAGUGCCCAUGUUAUUACAAGGGAUCAUACCUGGAACCUGGGGAGUAUUUCACAAAAGAUGGAGAACGCUGUGUUUGCCGAAAUGCAAAGAUCCAGUGCACUUCAGUGAAAUUAAGAAUGAGAAGUGAAGAAGAAUGUUCUUCUAGCAAGACAUACUUUGACUGUAAUGCAUUCUCGAAGUGGACUUCCCAAACACCUCUACAACUUAGCUGUCAUACUCCUCAAAGCGAUCAUUUCCAGACUGAGUGUGUUUCAGGCUGUGUGUGCCCUGAAGGUCUAUUUGAUGAUGGGAGAGGGGGCUGUGUUGAGCAAAAAGAUUGCCCAUGCAUUCACAACAAUCAGUGGUAUUCUUCUGGAGACAAGAUAAAAGUGGACUGCAACACCUGCACCUGCCAGAAAGGGGUUUGGAAAUGCACGGAGGAUGUGUGCUAUGGGACUUGUAUGAUAUAUGGAAGUGGCCAUUAUAACACUUUUGAUGGGAAAUUCUAUGACUUUGAUGGGAGCUGUGAAUAUGUGGCUACUCAGGACUUCUGUGGUGACAAAAAUUCCAGCGGCUCAUUCAGUAUCAUCACAGAGAAUGUCCCUUGUGGAACUACAGGAGUCACCUGCUCAAAGGCUAUCAAAAUGUUCCUAGGGAAAACUGAACUGAAAUUGGAGAACAAAGAGUACAAAGAAAUUCAGCGAGAUGUUGGUGAUGAUGUGCAGUAUUGGAACAGGACAGUUGGCCUGUACCUGGUUAUUGAGGCUAGCAAUGGUGUGAUGCUGAUCUGGGACAAGAAGACUACUGUUUUCAUCAAGCUGAGCCCUGAUUACAAGGGCAAAGUGUGUGGUCUGUGUGGCAACUUUGAUGACAAGGCAAACAAUGAUUUUACAACAAGGAGUGGACUGCAGGACAAUAAUCCUCUGAAUUUUGGAAAUUCAUGGAAACAAUCUCCCAUGUGCCCAGAUGUCACACAAGAGAUUAAGCCCUGUGAUCUGAAACCACACCGGAAGUCCUGGGCAGAGAAAGAAUGCAGCAUCAUCCAGAGUGAAGUCUUCAAAAUUUGUCACUCCAAGGUGGACCCACUUCCUUACUAUGAGGCUUGUGUUCAUGAUGCCUGCUCCUGUGACAGCGGUGGGGACUGCGAGUGCUUCUGCUCUGCAGUUGCAGCGUAUGCCCAAGAGUGCAUCAAGGCUGAGGCUUGUGUUUUCUGGAGAACUCCUGAUAUCUGCCCGAUAUUCUGUGACUACUACAACCCUCGCAAUGAGUGUGACUGGCACUAUGAGCCUUGUGGCAGUAAUAUCACAACCUGCAGGAUGAUCAAUAAUGUCAGCACCAACUUUACAGUACCAUUACUGGAAGGUUGCUACCCCAGAUGCCCUAAGGACAAGCCUAUUUAUAAUGAAGAGACAAAGCAAUGUGUGACUGGAGAUCAAUGUGGAUGUUACCUCGAGGAUGGAACCUACAUACCCCCAUGGCAACAAGUACCCACAGACAAAAACUGUACAACAUGUGUCUGUGUCCCGUCAGGAUCCAUAGAGUGUAAUCCAGUCCCAGGAUGUCCUUGUGUCAUCAAUGGAACGAGUUAUGAAGAGGGUGCUACUGUGGGAGUUGUACAGGACGGCGACAUAUGUAUAGGAUACGUUUGUGCAGAAAAUGGCUCUGUAGUCCCUGGUGAAGUCUAUCCCUGUCCAACAUCUUUGCCUACAACCAUUUCAACCUCCUCCCCUCACAGUACUCUUACCACCACCACCACCACAGUUUCCACUACAAGCCGUCCAGUCACUACAACUCCAUGCAUUGUCACAGAACUAAUCUGUGAUUGGACGGAGUGGUUUGAUGUUAGUAAACCUGAAGAAAGUGGUGGUGACUACGAAACAUAUGAUGAAAUAAGAAAACAUGGGAACAAGAUAUGUACAGCUCCUGAAAAAAUUGAAUGCAGGGCUAAGGAUAAACCUGAUGUGAGCUUAGAAGAACUUGGUCAGAAAGUAGAGUGCAAUGUUACAUAUGGGCUAAUCUGUAAAAAUGAUGAGCAAGAUGUAACUAUGUGGCCACUUUGCUAUAAUUAUGAAAUCAGAGUAAACUGUUGUGAGUGGCAAGAAAUUCCUUGUGAGCAUACAACUACACCUACUAUACCUUCAACUUCAACCACCACCCAGACAACAAUAGCCAGCACCACUACAAUCAGAGCUUCAACAGAAAUUACCACCACGCCCAUAGACAUCCAUUCCACAACAUGUGACCCCAUCUCCACCCACACCGAGCACACCAAAAUCGACAACCACUCCCUCACCGGAGACUCUCACCACCACCACCAGCACCCUGACAACAACAACCACUACUACUGGAUCAACAACACCCACCUCGACUACUUCAAGCACAUCCUCACCAACACCAACAUACACCACCACCACACCAACUCCAGGUACUUCUCUGGACUGUUCUCUGAUGUGUUCCUUUGCUAUGGGAGAAUUGAAGGCACACCAAGCACAGCAUCCCCUACAUCGGAAUGGACAACCACUUCCACAUCACCAGAGACUCUCAGCAGCACCACGACCAGCACCAGCACCAGCACCACCACCAGCAGAGCACCGACAACAACAACUGGUUCAACAACCCUCCACAUUCCUCCACCGUGUGAGUGCAUCUGGACAGACUGGAUCGAUAUGACUUACCCAGAUGCUUCUGACAGGAAUGGUGGUGACUACGAAACCUUUGAGAACAUUUACAAGAAUUACCCCUCCUGGGAUUGUGCGAAAGUUGAGAAUAUUUCAUGCCGAGCAGAGAAAUUCCCUAGCUAUUCCAUUGCAGAUUUAGGGCAGAAAGUGGAAUGUAAUGUCAACGUAGGGCUCAUCUGUAACAAUAAAGAUCAGCAGAUAGGAGGUAUAAUACCGAUGCCAGUCUGCCUCAACUACGAGAUCAGUGUCUGCUGCACCCCCAACAAACCAGAGUGUCUUCCAAUUCCAAGCACCACAAGCACCACAACUUCCACAGCUUCCCCCACAACGAACAGUGUGUCUCCUCCAAUAUCAACCACCGCUCCAACGUCAACAUCAGUGGAGACUCCCAGCCCUACCACCACCACCACCACGAGCACGAUGUCCCCCAGCAGCACCACCAUUAGUGGCAGCACUUCACAGACAACACCAACUGCUCCUGUCUCAACAACACCCGUUUCAACUACUUCAAGCGCGUCCACGCCCACACCAACAUACACCACCACCACCACACCAACUCCAGGCACAACUCCAUCCACACCAAGCACACCACAAUCGACAGCCCCUCCCUUGCCGCCGGAGACUCUCACCACCACCACCAGCCCUCCAAGCACAACCACAACAACAACAACAACAACACCAACAACAGCAACCACGGUUACUGGAUCUUCAACGAGUGUCUCAACUCCUGGAAGCACAACUCCAUCCACACCAAGCACACCACAAUCGACAGCCCCUCCCUUGCCGCCGGAGACUCUCACCACCACCACCAGCCCUCCAAGCACAACCACAACAACAACAACAACAACACCAACAACAGCAACCACGGUUACUGGAUCUUCAACGAGUGUCUCAACUCCUGGAAGCACAACUCCAUCCACACCAAGCACACCACAAUCGACAGCCCCUCCCUUGCCGCCGGAGACUCUCACCACCACCACCAGCCCUCCAAGCACAACCACAACAACAACAACAACAACACCAACAACAGCAACCACGGUUACUGGAUCUUCAACGAGUGUCUCAACUCCUGGAAGUCUUGCUCCAGUGUUUAGUGAGCUGUUCAGGCACAACUCCAUCCACACCAAGCACACCACAAUCGACAGCCCCUCCCUUGCCGCCGGAGACUCUCACCACCACCACCAGCCCUCCAAGCACAACCACAACAACAACAACAACAACACCAACAACAGCAACCACGGUUACUGGAUCUUCAACGAGUGUCUCAACUCCUGGAAGCACAACUCCAUCCACACCAAGCACACCACAAUCGACAGCCCCUCCCUUGCCGCGGAGACUCUCACCACCACCACCAGCCCUCCAAGCACAACCACAACAACAACAACAACAACACCAACAACAGCAACCACGGUUACUGGAUCUUCAACGAGUGUCUCAACUCCUGGAAGCACACCUCCAUCCACACCAAGCACAGUGUCCACUACAGCACAAUCAACAGCCCCUCCCUUGCCGUCAGAGACUCUCACCACCACUGCCAGUACCACGAUGCCCCUCAGCAGCACCACCAGCGUCAGCACCCCGAGCACGACACCUGUUACUGAGUCACCAACACCCACCUCAACUACUCCAAGCACAUCCACACCCACACCAACAUACACCACCACCACACCAACUCCAGGCACACCUCCAUCCACACUGAGCACACCAAAAUCGACAACCACUCCCUCACCACCGAAGACUCCCACCACCACCACCAGCCCUCCGAGCACCACAACCACUGGUCCUGGAUCAACACCAACCAUCUCAACUCCUCAAACCCCACCUACAAAGACACCAGGCCCACCAGAACCGCCAAGUACUCCCACUCCAACAGCAUCUGAAACUCCCAUCAUCACUUCCAGCACCACGAUGCCCCCCAGCAGCACCACCAGCAUCAGCACCCCCAAGACAACAACAACAACUGUUACUGGCUCAUCAACAACCUUCUCAACUACUUCAAGCACAUCUACACCCAUAUCAGAAUGGACAACCACUUCCACAUCACCAGAGACUCUCAGCAGCACCACGACCAGCACUAGCACCAGCACCACCACCAGCAGAGCACCGACAACAACAACUGGUUCAACAACCCUCCACAUUCCUCCACCGUGUGAGUGCAUCUGGACAGACUGGAUCGAUAUGACUUACCCAGAUGCUUCUGACAGGAAUGGUGGUGACUACGAAACCUUUGAGAACAUUUACAAGAAUUACCCCUCCUGGGAUUGUGCGAAAGUUGAGAAUAUUUCAUGCCGAGCAGAGAAAUUCCCUAGCUAUUCCAUUGCAGAUUUAGGGCAGAAAGUGGAAUGUAAUGUCAACGUAGGGCUCAUCUGUAACAAUAAAGAUCAGCAGAUAGGAGGUAUAAUACCGAUGCCAGUCUGCCUCAACUACGAGAUCAGUGUCUGCUGCACCCCCAACAAACCAGAGUGUCUUCCAAUUCCAAGCACCACAAGCACCACAACUUCCACAGCUUCCCCCACAACGAACAGUGUGUCUCCUCCAAUAUCAACCACCGCUCCAACGUCAACAUCAGUGGAGACUCCCAGCCCUACCACCACCACCACCACGAGCACGAUGUCCCCCAGCAGCACCACCAUUAGUGGCAGCACUUCACAGACAACACCAACUGCUCCUGUCUCAACAACACCCACUCCCAGCACCACCAGCACCAGCACCAGCACCCCGACAACAACAACCACUGUUACUGGAUCACCAACGCCCACCUCAAGUACUUCAAGCACAUCUUCACCAACACCGACAUACACCACCACCUUAUCAACUCCAGCCUCAUCUCCACCCACACCGAGCACACCAAAAUCGACAACCACUCCCUCACCGGAGACUCUCACCACCACCACCAGCACCUCGACAACAACAACCACUACUACUGGAUCAACAACACCCACCUCAACUACUUCAAGCACAUCCUCACCAACACCAACACCCACCUCAACUACUUCAAGCACAUCCUCACCAACACCAACAUACACCACCACUACAUCAACUCCAGGUACUUCUCUGGCCUGUCUGUUUCUUGCUCCCUUCCUCCCUACAGGAACACAGCCACCCAUAUCGACAACCCCAUUCACUGGAACAGGAUCAACCACCAAGACCACCACUUCAGGCCCCACACCCUCAGUGUCCACUCCCCCCACCACCACAGUAGGAACAGAAAUGAGUACCCCAACCACAACCUCUGCAACUGUUACUACUCCAACAACAUCACCUACAUCAACCAGCCCUGUGCCAACCACCACCUCUGGUACUACUCCAACAGAAAGCUUUACCACCACUUCAGGAACCACCUCUAGUAGUUCUAUCACAAUCAAUGCAACAACCAGCAUCUCCACAACCUUCAAAACCCUGCCCCCUGUCUCAACUACUACAUCUGGGCCUACUGCAACAUCAACUGCAGUCACCACUACAGGAAGUUCUACACACAGUGCAACUCCUCCAGUUAAUGGCUCAACUACAGGUUUAACACCAACCACUCCCAAAAAAACUUGUACUAUUUUCCCUAAUGAAACUUAUGAGCAAGGUGACUCGUGGAUGCUCUGUAACUGCACGAAGGUUAUAUGUAUAGAAGACAACAUUGUCCAGGUGAUUCCAAUAAUCUGCAAUCCACCCCCGAAACCCACAUGUGCCAAUGGACUGUCUCCUGUGCCAGUCAUGGAUGAGGAUGGAUGCUGUUGGCAUUGGGAGUGUGAUUGCUACUGCACUGGCUGGGGAGAUCCACAUUACAUGACUUUUGAUGGACUGUACUACAGCUAUCAAGGGAAUUGUACAUAUGUCCUUGUGGAAGAGAUCAAUAAGAAAGUUGACAACUUUGGUGUCUACAUUGAUAACUACCAUUGUGAUGCACGGGAUGUAGUGUCCUGUCCUCGAACACUCAUUGUGAGACAUGAGACUCAGGAAGUGAGGCUAACAACAGCACAACCAAAUACUCUACAAGUAGAGGUGACAGUAAACAACCAGCUCGUGGCUUUGCCUUACAAGAAGUUUGGUGUGAGCAUCUACGAGUCAGGCAUAAAUCGUGUUGUGGAAAUUCCUGAGCUGAAAAUGAAUGUGACAUACAAUGGCUUGUCCUUUUCUAUCAGAAUGCCCUACAGCCUGUUUGGCAACAAUACCCAGGGACAGUGUGGUACUUGCAAUAACAACACGGCAGAUGACUGCAUGCUGCCAAAUGGAAACAUUGCAGAAAACUGUGAAACCAUGGCAGAUCAUUGGCAAGUCGUUGAUCCUUCCAAACCACAGUGCUCUCCAGGCCUAGUUCCCACAGGUUCACCCAGCACAGCACCAAUACAGCCUUGCAAAGAAUCAUCCAUCUGCGAGCUUCUUUUGGGAAGUGUGUUCAAGCCAUGCCAUGCAUUUGUCCAGCCUGAGAAGUACUACGCAGCCUGUGUUUUUGAUAGCUGUGUGCUUCCCAACCUAGACCUGGAAUGCUCUAGUCUGCAGAUCUAUGCUGCCAUCUGUGCUGAUCAAGGCGCGUGCAUUGACUGGAGAAAACACACCAAUGGUGUAUGCUGUAAGUAUGAAUGUCCUUCAGGUAAAGAAUACAGAGCAUGUGGUCCUAUUAAAGAGAUGACCUGCAAAUCAAGAGGACAGAAUGAGACUUCAACUAAACAAGUGGAAGGCUGUUUCUGUCCUAAUGGAACCAUGCUGUAUGACUCUGGUGUGGAUGUCUGCGUGAAAACCUGUGGCUGUGUUGGAGUGGAUAUGAUACCAAGAGAGUUUGGAGAAAAGUUUACAGUGGACUGUCAGGACUGUAUUUGCCUGGAAGGUGAACAUGGCAUUGUAUGUGAGCCUCAUGUAUGUGAUCAAAAGAAGGUCACUUGUGAUGGAGAAGGCUUCUAUGAGGUCACUGAAGUCAAUCCUGAAGACUCCUGCUGCCCUCUUUUCACUUGCAAAUGCAAUACAAGCUUGUGCACAGCUAAAGCCCCCAAGUGCUCACUGGGAUUUGAAGUUCAUUCUUAUAUUCCCACGGGUCAGUGCUGUCCUGUAUACCAAUGUGUUCCCAAGGGGGUUUGUGUACACGAGAAUGCUGAGUUCUUGCCCAACUCCUCAGUCUUUGUUGACAAGUGCCAGAAUUGUGUCUGCACAAAUGAUGUUAACGUCAGCACUCAACUGAAUAUCAUCUCCUGUGAGCGUGUCCCCUGCAACACAUACUGUCAACCAGGAUAUGAAAUUAAACCAGUGAAAGGUGAAUGCUGUGGAAAAUGUGUGCAGACCAAGUGUAUUAUACAGACAGCAGACAAUUCUGAACUCAUCUUGAGUCCUGGAGACUUUAAAAAUGAUCCUCACAACAACUGCACCAUUUAUAGCUGUGUAAAUGUCCAUGACCAGCUUAUUGCUUCCACAUCUGAGAUUACCUGUCCAGCAUUCAAUGAGGACAGCUGCAAACCUGGAACUAUUUCAUUCUUACCUAAUGGCUGUUGCAGAACAUGUGCCCCUCUGGACAGCAGCACACCAUGCUCUGUGCGCCACAGAAAAGACUUUAUCGUCUACAAUGGCUGCCGCUCCGUGGACAGAGUUGACUUGACUGAAUGUGAAGGAACAUGUGGAACCUUCUCGCUAUACUCUGCUGAGGCCAAUUCUAUGGACCACAGCUGCUCCUGCUGCAGAGAAACAAGCACCACUGAGAAGCACGUGGUUCUGAAAUGCCCUGGUGGGCAUGCAGUGUCACACAAGUACAUCUAUGUGGAGAGCUGCAGCUGUCAAGACACCGAAUGCAAGAGGCCGGUGUCCGAGGAGCUGCAGAGCAAUUAA